GCCGACUUCCAGAAAGAAGAAGGAAAAUGUCUUGUUCAAUGAAUAGCGAAGCAACCUCUGUGGAGCCCAUGUGUCGUUGUGGACUUCCGGUACCUUUGAAGACCUCCUUUACUGAGGAUAAUUUCGGCCGGUUGUUCUACGGUUGUGUUAACUUUGAGGCCGGUCGCUCUUGUGGAUUCUUCCAAUGGAAAGAUAGUGACAUGUGUGACCAUGCUAAACGAGUGAUGGGUCGUUUGCAACAUAGGGACGCGAUGCUGAACAAAGAGGUUAUAGAGUUGAAGGCCAAGCUAGAGAUUGAAGCAAUUCGAUAUGACAUGCAAGUGAAAGUUUCAAAGACAACUAGUCAUCUUUUGGCAUUUUCUUGGAUUUUUUUUGUUGUCUUUGUAGCUGUAUUUUGGGGCCAGUAUCAUGGUGCAGGACAUUUGUACUACAAACGGCUACCAUGAAACAAAAUGGCUUGUGUAUUUGUAAUUUUGGAACUUUGUAAUGACUAGUUCA
Alnus glutinosa is the source of this 498-nucleotide messenger RNA. RefSeq lists its product as uncharacterized. Lineage: Eukaryota; Viridiplantae; Streptophyta; Magnoliopsida; Fagales; Betulaceae. The record is from RefSeq and is a predicted model, not a curated record. Gene Ontology annotation, molecular function: zinc ion binding. Bases 27 to 446 code for a protein of 139 amino acids. The transcript is spliced from 2 exons.